Messenger RNA from Geodia barretti, 650 nucleotides. The record is from the annotation of a GenBank genome assembly. NCBI's taxonomy places the organism in Eukaryota, Metazoa, Porifera, Demospongiae, Tetractinellida, Geodiidae.
CAUAGCAGUAUAAUUAUGCAUGGUGCAUUAUGAUGACUGUGUGUGUGUGUGUGUGUAGGUUGAAUGUGGUAUUCUCAAUCUUGCUGGGGCCAAAGUCCAACACACAGAGGCCAACAAGACCAACGCCAACACCUUCUCCAUCUGUACAAAGCACAGAGGUCUGUUGUUUCAGACGAAGGAGAGAGAACUCUCGGACUGGAUAUAUGCCAUGGACCCUCUCCUUGCUGGCUCACUCAAGUCAGCGCCUUAUAACGUCUCAGCUCAGUUCUAAGAAGAAGAACAGCGUGUCUUGACACACAAAUAUCAAACAGAACCACCGGUACACAUUUUCAGACAACAUAAUAAUAUUAUCUUCACCAGCCACGCGCACCACUGUUUAAUUGGUACAGGUAUAUAUAAUAAGAUUUAUUAUCGGUCGUUUGUAUAGAAUCACACUUUCACUCUGGCAAUCAACUUUUAUUUUUGUUCUCUCAGAUUGUUUUAUGUUCACAGUCAACGUGCUCUUUGCACUACCAGCAGCUGUUUUUUGUCGUCAUCAUCACAUUAUAAUUUAUUUGCUUAUCUCACGCGGUUGUUUGCAUUAUAAUAAUAAUAAUAUAGAAAACUCCCGUUUUGGUUUGCAUCGAUAAUGUGUACAAUUUUCACGUGAG